This is a messenger RNA of Pelmatolapia mariae (spotted tilapia), 1807 nucleotides long. RefSeq names its product solute carrier family 49 member 3 (gene slc49a3). The transcript is spliced from 10 exons. Gene Ontology annotation, cellular component: membrane. NCBI's taxonomy places the organism in Eukaryota, Metazoa, Chordata, Actinopteri, Cichliformes, Cichlidae. Gene Ontology annotation, biological process: transmembrane transport. Gene Ontology annotation, molecular function: transmembrane transporter activity. Bases 213 to 1700 code for a protein of 495 amino acids. The record is from RefSeq and is a predicted model, not a curated record.
UCUGUGUGAGACACAAAAUGUCCUUACAGUCCGUCGGGAGACAGCAGGAUGGAUUUAUAUCUUGUUUUCUUAAGUAGACAUAAACUAUUUCUCAGGUUUCUGGGAUUUUUUGACCAAAAGCGACCGAAACUUCGGUGUUUGUUCAACUUCUGGGAGCUAAGCAGCUGUUUGGCUUAACCGGUUAACUUGUCAUAAUACUAGUAAUAAUAAUAAUGGACAAUAGCGACGAGGUCUCCAACGACAUUCGGACUGUUUACGCUGCUGUUUCCAGAGGACCAAACUCUGACCUGAAGAAUGGACAGCUUUUCAAACUUUACAAGAGGAGGUGGUUUGUGCUGCUGGUGUUGUGUCUCCUAAACUGCUCCAACGCAACGAUAUGGCUUACCUUUGCACCAGUGGCGAACCAGUCUGCCCAGUACCUGAAAGUUACUCUGGACGAGAUCGACUGGUUAUCACUGGUCUACAUGGUGGUGGCCAUACCGCUCAGCUUUGCAACCACUUGGAUGCUGGAUACUCUUGGACUGAGGAUAACGCUGAUCCUGGGUGCCUGGCUGAACAUGCUCGGAGCUGUGCUGCGGUUCCUCGGCACGCUUCCAGGUGAGAGUUUUAAAAUCCAGUACCCGAUAGUGAUGUUGGGACAGACCCUCGGCGCCUUGGCUCAGCCCCUCAUCAUUUUCGCUCCCACCAAGCUGGCAGCCCUGUGGUUCCCCGACCAUCAGCGGGCCACAGCUAACAUGAUCGCCUCGAUGGCUAAUCCCCUGGGAAUCCUCCUCGCUAACAUCAUCUCUCCUGUGAUGGCUGAAACAUCUGCACAGAUCCCAAAGCUGCUUCUAGCCUAUGCAAUACCGACAUGCAUCAUCUGUGUCCUAGCAACAGUGGGGAUACGCAGCAGUGUCCCCCCGACGCCGCCCUCAGCCAGCGCAGAGACCUCCAACUCAGAGCCGUUCAUACAAGGGAUCAAACUGUUACUGAGGAACAGAGCCUACCUCGUCCUGCUGCUUUGCUUCGGCUCAGGGAUCGCCGUUUUCACCUGCUUCUCCACGCUGCUAGAUCAGAUCCUGUGUGUAAAAGGAUACACCAACGACUUUGCUGGGUUGUGCGGCGCCCUCUUCAUUGUGUUUGGCAUCAUCGGCGCCGGUAUUCUGGGUCUCUAUGUCGACAAAACCAAGAAGUUCAUGGAAGCCACAAAGAUCAACAUGAGCUUCUGUGCUGUGGCGUGCAUCGCCUUCUCAGUGGUGUCUCUGAUGCCGCAGCAGAAAGUCGCCGUGGCCGCCGUCUGCUCUUUCUUUGGCUUUUUCGGUUUUUCCAUCUACCCGGUUGCCAUGGAGCUGUCGGUGGAGUGUUCGUAUCCCGUUGGAGAGGCCACGUCAGCUGGACUCGUCUUUGUAUCAGGACAGGUUCAGUCAGUUGUCUACAUCGUCCUCCUUCAAGCUCUGACCACACGGCUUGCAGACUCUCCCCUGUCCACCUGCGGGGAAGCAGCCUUGAGCUGGAAGGUGCCCAUGAUGGUGAUGGCAGGGCUGUGCACUCUGUUCACCUGCUGCUUCCUCAUCUUCUUCAACACCCGCUACAGGCGACUGGAGGCUGAAGAACAAGCGACUUACGGGACCAGAGAGAGCCAGCAUCUAUACAGGAAUGAGCACCCUCCACGGAGGCGUGAAGCUGCUGACAAUACAGAGGAAACAUGCCACUAUGAGUGAGAGCAGAAAGGUACUCAGACGGAUGAUCUAUUUUUGUUUUUGUUUUUUAAAAUAAAGAUGUUUGUGUGUAGUUUGAUUAAGUCACAAACUUUUGGUACAUUGUUGGA